AUGAAGAUUUUCCUCCGCGACAACUUCCAUCGUACUGUCACGUUCGAAGUCCCCGGAAAACUAUCCGCGCACGGAGACUACUCCAUUGGCUCCCUCGGGAUUCUGCCGUGCGCAUCCCUCGAGACUCUUACCAUCGAAAGGGCCUGGAAGAGCAUGAACGAUAUGUGGUCAAUCGUUCCACACGCGUCACAUCUCAAGAGGCUGAAGGUCACCUUCUCCCGCAUGCCCGCCGACGCCUUCCCUUGGGCCACUAUCCAUUUUUCAGCUCUUCAACACCUCUAUCUCUCCCUAGCAUACCCUAUACACGCGGCAUCAAACCUCGGCUUUAGGUCUGCCUUGCAGCGCAUGCAGUCCAUUCGCACGUUCGAGUUGCAUUGUGAUCAGUCGACGCCUACGCCCACGGAAGGACCCAUCGUCGUCCAGAAACACCCUUGCGUUUCCUGGAGACAACUGGAGCGUAUGGUGGUGUCGACUGAUUUUGUCACUGUCGCGUAUCUCGCUGGUCACAUUGCGGCCCCGGCUCCUGCCACCGUGCUCUUGAACGCCGUCGACAGCAUCGUGCUCGAUCCUGAGCUUGACUCAGGCCUCUUGCCAUUCCUCGAGAGACAUUCGGGCUCUUCGUCGAGGAAGCUGUGUAUACAGGACAUUUCGUUGUCGGGCAGUAACGCCUUGCUACUCUGGGUCUCAAGAGACGACGCUGAAUACCCUGAUGAGACCGGGAAAAGCAAGGAGCCUGCCGAGUUCUCCACGUACCUCCCGAUUGAGCUCAGCCCUGCUCUCCUCUCCCGACUGUUAUCAGCACUCAACCCCGGCAACAUACGGGAGGUUCGCAUACGUCUGGCCGCUGACCGCGCCUACACGCGCCCUUGGUUAUCAUGCAUCAACAUCCUUCCCAAUGUCACCCAUAUACGUUUUACGGCCGUGGAGUUCUCCAUUCGAACUAUUUGGAGCGCGUGCAGCUUAUCUGCUAUCGCUCUUCGUCAACUCCUUCUGCCAACCACGUCCUCCGGAGAAGGCAUUCUUCCGGCCUUUCGCCAGCUUGCUGAACUUGAUCUGACGAAUACGCCCACCACAGCGUUCGCUGGUCGAUGUUUGAAGUUAGGUCCGACAUUUCGUUCCAACGGCCUUCCGCCAACCUUUGCGGAUGUCCUUCUUGGUAUACUGAAGAGCCGGAGAGAGUCUGGGUUUCCCAUAGGCAAGGUACAGAUAUGUCGAUACCUCGACCUGUUAUCUGGCUUCGAGGAGGAGGUCCUGUGUUCCUUGCUUGAAUCUACCGAAGUAAACUGUUUGUACCCGCUCGAAUCUUGGUUUUCCACCACGAUCCUCCAGCGAAAUCAUAGACACAUAGACACAACCCACUCAUAG
Messenger RNA from Peniophora sp. CBMAI 1063, 1365 nucleotides. The record is from the annotation of a GenBank genome assembly. NCBI's taxonomy places the organism in Eukaryota, Fungi, Basidiomycota, Agaricomycetes, Russulales, Peniophoraceae.